Messenger RNA from Malus domestica (apple), 2083 nucleotides. Its product is annotated as glucan endo-1,3-beta-glucosidase-like. Lineage: Eukaryota; Viridiplantae; Streptophyta; Magnoliopsida; Rosales; Rosaceae. Gene Ontology annotation, biological process: carbohydrate metabolic process. The record is from RefSeq and is a predicted model, not a curated record. Gene Ontology annotation, cellular component: plasma membrane. Gene Ontology annotation, molecular function: hydrolase activity, hydrolyzing O-glycosyl compounds.
UUAUUGCCUGUAUCCUGAGUUUCUUUCCCCUUUCCUCACUAUAAAUACUUGACCGCCAACUCCCCAAUCCCACAAAGGAAAAGGAGAAUUUCCACCUCCUCCCAAAACACCACCACAAAAAAGGAAAGAAAAACAACCAUGGCUACCACCAAGCUUCUCCUCUCCCUUCUCCUCCUCGUUCAGCUCGCCGCCACUGCCUACUCCAUCGGCGUAAACUACGGUACUCUCGCCGACAACCUCCCGCCCCCGGCCCAAGUCGCCAACUUCCUCAAAACACAAACCAACAUCGACGCCGUCAAAAUCUUCGACGCCAACCCCGACAUCAUCAAGGCCUUCGCCAACUCCAACAUCUCCUUGACUAUCACCGUCCCCAACGGCGAGAUCCCAAGCCUCACCAAGCUCCGCACUGCUCGCCGUUGGAUCAUUGAUCACGUCAAGCCGUUUUACCCUGCAAGCAAAAUCAAGUACAUUGGCAUGGGAAACGAGGUCCUUCACUGGGGGGACGAUGCUCUCAAGUCGAGCCUCGUCCCUGCCAUGAAGACUUUGAACAACGCUUUGGUCCUCGAGGGGAUUAAAGACGUCAAAGUCUCUACCCCUCACUCGCUCGGAAUCAUGUUGGCCUCCGAACCCCCCAGCAUGGGCAGGUUCAGACCUGAAGUGAUUCCAAUUCUGACCCAAAUGCUCCGGUUCUGUAGCCAAACCAAAUCGCCUUUCAUGGUCAAUCCGUAUCCGUACUUCGGGUGGUCACCCGAAAAGGAGAACUACGCUCUUUUCGGACCAAACGAGGGAGUGCACGAUAAAUUCACCGGCAAGUUUUACACUAACAUGUUCGAUGGGUUGAUGGACGCGGUUUACUCAGCUGCCAAGGCAAUCGGGUUCAGUGACGUGAACUUGAUUGCGGCCGAGACCGGUUGGCCUUCGGCUUGCGAGUUCCCGGUUUGCUCGGUUCAGAACGCUGUGGAUUACAACCGGAACUUGAUCAAGCAUGUUGAGUCUGGGAAGGGUACGCCAUUGAUGCCGAACCGUAAGUUCGAGACUUACAUCUUUGCUUUGUUCAAUGAGAACCAGAAACCCGGUCCCGCCGCAGAGAAGAACUGGGGGCUGUUCAAACCGGACAUGACUCCGGUUUACAAUGCUGGGGUUAUGCGCAAUCAACAGGGUGGUGCAACUCCUGGACCAACAAUGAAAAUUCCAACACAACCUUCUACACCAGCCGCACCAAAAAGCGGGAAACAGGGAAAGCCUGCCAAACCAGCAAAACCGGCAACACCGGCAGCAGGAGGCAACAACAGCGGCAAGAAGUGGUGCGUGGCAAAACCAGGAGCCACGGACCAAGCAUUGCAAUCAAACAUUGACUACAUCUGCGGCACCGGCGUUGACUGCAAGUCCGUUCAGCCAGGCGGCGCUUGCUUCGAUAACAACGUUAGGGCCCGUGCGUCUUACCUCAUGAAUACAUACUACCAGGCUAACGGCCUUCAUGACUUUAACUGUGAUUUCUCUGGGUCCGGACAAAUCACCACCACUGACCCAAGCCGCGGCUCUUGUAAAUACAACGCUUGAGCGGCUGAGCGGAACGGAAGAUAUGAUUUUUUCCAAUUUGGGGCAUUGUUUCAAUGGCCAAGAAAUUGAUUAGGAAAAUAUGUUUGAACAAACAACUUGAAGAAACCCUAAACGAAUACCACAAAAGCCAUCAACACAAAUCUGUUACAAAGAUAAUAGAUGCAACAUAUUCAUAUUGUCAACUACAACUGGUCAUCGCCGAGGAGCGAGGCCACAUAAAGUUAUUUUUGGUAGAUGAAACUGUUAGAGUAUGAGUGUGAUUCUCACAGUUUAGUAAUAAUCAUUGUUAUUUCAGAUUGGUAUAAAGAGGUCUUAAUGUGUUUAUAAGAGUUAAUUCGACUUUGGUUUGGAUUGGAACUCUAUUGUUGGCUUGAGAAUAGAACUCAUACUUGUACAAGGAUUUGGUCUUGUAUUCCUUGUAGGAUUGUAAUAGGGCAAUCUAUGUUUAGUAUAAAAACAUAAGCCACUGCUCUCACAAAACAUACGCUCAAUAUUGAACUAAGACCUAUUGUUAGUUUGAGUA